This is a messenger RNA of Sebastes umbrosus (honeycomb rockfish), 2423 nucleotides long. RefSeq names its product eukaryotic translation initiation factor 2B, subunit 5 epsilon (gene eif2b5). The record is from RefSeq and is a predicted model, not a curated record. Gene Ontology annotation, cellular component: eukaryotic translation initiation factor 2B complex. Gene Ontology annotation, biological process: biosynthetic process. Gene Ontology annotation, molecular function: translation initiation factor activity; guanyl-nucleotide exchange factor activity; translation initiation factor binding. The transcript is spliced from 16 exons. NCBI's taxonomy places the organism in Eukaryota, Metazoa, Chordata, Actinopteri, Perciformes, Sebastidae. Bases 47 to 2176 code for a protein of 709 amino acids.
CCGCCGUCCUCUGUCUGAUGACACAGUUAGCAGUGGAGAGUGAAACAUGGCCGGUAGAGGAGGAAAACAGAGCCGCUCGGGUCCUGGUCUUUCGGGUAGAAAAGGUGCAGAUGAGCAGGAGGAAGAGGAGCAGCCGCUGCAGGCUGUUCUAGUCGCUGACAGCUUCAACCGGAGGUUUUUCCCGGUGACCAAAGACCAGCCGAGGGCUCUGCUGCCGCUGGGUAACGUUGCCAUGAUCGACUACACGCUGGAGUUCCUCACGUCCACCGGAGUGCAGGAGACGUUUGUCUUCUGCUGCUGGAUGGCCAGUAAGAUCAAGGAACACCUGCUGAAGUCGAAGUGGUGUCGACCCACGUCUCCAAACACAGUCCACAUCAUCACCUCAGAGCAGUACCGCUCCCUGGGGGAUGUGCUCAGGGAUGUUGAUGCAAAAUCCCUUCUACGCUCAGACUUUCUGUUGGUCUACGGAGACGUGGUGUCGAAUAUUGACAUCAGUCAGGCGCUGCAAGAGCACAGGUAUCGCCGAAAGAUGGAGAAGAACAUCUCAGUGAUGACGAUGAUGUUCAAGGAAUCAUCUCCAGGUCACAAGUCCCGCUGCGAGGAAGACGAUGUCAUCGUCGCUAUGGACAGCAAGAGCCAGCGGAUUUUACACUACCAGAAGACACAAGGGCUGAAGAGGCUGCAGUUCCCCAUGAACAUUUUCCACAGUGGAAGUGAUGAGUUUGAAAUCAGACACGACCUCCUGGACUGUCACAUCAGCAUCUGCUCCCCGCAGGUUGCUGAGCUCUUCACUGACAAUUUCGACUACCAGACUAGGAAUGACUUUGUCAGAGGGAUGUUGGUCAACGAAGAGAUUCUGGGCAACCAGAUACACAUGCAUGCCACCAAGGACGGUUACGGCGUCCGAGUGUCGAACCUCCUCAUGUACGACUCUGUGUCGUCGGACCUCGUGCGGCGGUGGGUCUACCCGCUCACCCCCGAGGCUAACUUCGUUGACCAGAAGGGACGAAGCUGCACGUUUUCUCGCCACAACGUCUACCGAGGCUCUGGCGUCAGCCUGGGCCACGGCAGCCAGAUGGCGGAGAACGUUCUCAUCGGCUCCGACACUAGCAUCGGCGCCAACUGUUACAUUUAUAACAGCGUCAUCGGGAACAAUUGCACCAUCGGUGACGAUGUAACGCUGGAUCAUGCCUACAUCUGGAAUAAUGUGCACAUUGCCAGCAACGUGGUGAUCAGCCAGUCUGUGGUCUGCGACAAGGCUGAGGUCAAAGAAGGCGUGAAGCUGAAUAAACAGUGUGUCCUGGCGUAUAAUGUGGCGAUUGGACCAAACAUCUCUCUACCCGAGGGCACCGUGGUGUCCAUGCACCAUCCAGAGGAGGAAGAGGAGGAGGACGACGACGAAUUCCUGAGUGACGACGCCGAAGUUGGUCACAGCAAAGACAAAACAAAACUGAAAGUGUUUAACCCAGCGGAGGUUGGAGCGGAGGGAAAAGGUUACAUCUGGAAGGCCAGCAGUCUGGACGACACAGAGGAUGAAGAGCUGUCGCAGUGUCUCUGGGGUUUGGUGUUGAAUCCCGACCCUGAGAGUGAAAGUGAGGACAGCGAGCCCGAUGAUGCUGACGACCCGGUGAUCCCGUCCCCCGAGAUGGACGAUGUCAACGUCUUCCAUAUGGAGGUGCUGGGGACUCUGCAGAGAGGCUUGGAGGAAAACAUCAGCUUUGACAAUCUUGUCCUCGAGAUCAACUCUCUCAAGUACGCCUACAACAUCACUCUGAAAGAGGUAAUGCAGAUUUUAACCAGAGUGGUGCUGGAGUAUCCUUUCCAGCAGCAAGGCCCACAGCUUACCACGUCACAAUACGCUGGUCUGCUCAUACCGUUGCUGGACAAAUGGGCGCCGGUGUUUAAGAACUACGUGAAGAGAGCACAGGACCAUCUGGACUGUCUGUCUGCCUUCGAGGAGCACUUCCUGGAGCAGGAGACUCACUGGGCUGCUAUGGUCAAGGUCCUGAUGAGCAUGUACCAGCACGAGAUCCUGGAGGAGGAGAUGAUACUACGUUGGUUCUCCCAGGGAGCCACUACCGACAAGAGCAGACAGCUCCGCAAGAACCAGGGGCUUCAGAAGUUCAUCCAGUGGUUGAAGGAGGCCGAGGAGUCAUCAGAGGAGGAAGGGGAAUAACGAGGAGCACUUAAAUAAAGGACAAAUAUGAAAAACUUGAAAACUGUUGUUUUGAAUAAAGGGAUUCAGGCAGUUGGUUUUACCCUCCACAGCAGCUUUCUGCCACUAAUAUCCACCAGGAUGUUUCUCUGUACAGUUCAAGCCGAUAUACAUUUUAUCACACAGCGCCACGUCAUGUAAGGGCUGUGUGUUAUGAGCGUCAAUAUCCAAAUAAAGAAGAAAGACCCUCAAACUGCUUGGAAAUGUA